Messenger RNA from Punica granatum (pomegranate), 901 nucleotides. The record is from RefSeq and is a predicted model, not a curated record. Lineage: Eukaryota; Viridiplantae; Streptophyta; Magnoliopsida; Myrtales; Lythraceae.
UUGUCCAAAGAAAUAGAAAACCGUCGCCCCCCCUCUCUCUCUCUCUCUCUCUAGAAGAAUUCGUAUCUCUCUGGCUCUGUGGAUCAUUCUUCUCUCUCGUCAAGUGGUAAUCGGAGGAUUAGCAACUCAGGCUUCUGCGCGGUAGACGAAUUCGCAGAGAAAUGGCGGAUCAGCUCACCGAUGACCAGAUCUCCGAGUUCAAGGAGGCCUUCAGCUUGUUCGACAAGGACGGCGAUGGCUGCAUCACCACGAAAGAGCUUGGAACAGUGAUGAGGUCCCUUGGGCAGAACCCGACUGAGGCAGAGCUUCAGGACAUGAUUAACGAGGUGGAUGCCGAUGGCAAUGGAACCAUUGACUUCCCUGAGUUCCUAAACCUGAUGGCGAGGAAGAUGAAGGACACCGACUCGGAGGAGGAGCUCAAGGAGGCCUUCAGAGUCUUUGACAAGGACCAGAAUGGGUUCAUCUCCGCAGCAGAGCUCCGCCACGUGAUGACCAACCUUGGGGAGAAGCUGACCGAUGAGGAGGUUGACGAGAUGAUCAGGGAGGCCGAUGUUGAUGGCGAUGGCCAAAUAAACUACGAGGAGUUCGUCAAGGUUAUGAUGGCCAAGUAAACAACAGUAUUACUGAAACCCCGCCACGACACCUUUCCAAAACAGUAGAAAAAAGGGCAUCUCUAUUAGUUUCUCCUUUUUUGGCAAUUCUUAUAUGAUAUUGUCAUUGAAACCUGGGUCUUGAGAGGGGAGUUGUACUCUGGUUUUGUGAUGGAAUGAUCCAUCCUACUAUCAGUGUCUUGUGACUCAUUUUCUUUUCAAAUAUUUCUUGCAGAAUGUGUUCUUCCUCUCCUCCCAUGCUUCUUUUGUUCGAUAUUCAAUAUCAGAUCAAUGAAUUCAUAGCCCAGCCA